UAACUCUUAAAGAGACAGGAAGGUCGAUUGGUCUGAAGUUCUUAAAGGGACAGGGCGCGUGUAAACAGCUGCACGUGGACGCAGAUUUGGGAGACGCGCCCACGUUUCUUCCCACCGGGACCGCACCGCGUGGGGCGGCAGUUGGAGCCGCGGGACGGCGGCUAGACGGGGUGACCCGACUGCAUUCCUGGCCGGUGUGUCAGCGCCGGUUCCCGCCCCCUCUGCCGAGAUUUCGGAUCCUACUCCAGAAUUUGGGCACCCACCUUUUCCCCAGGAGAGAGUGGCUUUCUAGAGCAGAGGGAGGGUCAAGGGGAAGGGGAAACAUUUCCUCCGCCCGGGAUCUCCAGAUUGUUCCCUGCGCGUGGGCGAGACACCCGGGUGCCGCCCCUGCGAGCUCCGGGACUACAAUUCCCAGAGGACCCGAGGCGAGGAGGUGCUAGAGAUCGGUCGCGGCUGCUGCUGGAGAUUGUAGUCCAGCCUCCAACUUUAGCCUCUGUUGCUGAGAAUCCUGUAAAGAUCCGACCCCUCCUAUCAUCCCCCCUUUUACCGACGGGGACACUGAUGCUUAGACACCCGAGGGGAUACUGAGUCAGCAAGGCUCUCUUCUCGCUUUAGGAGCUGGGCAUGUGACUUUUAUCCAGCCUCCAAUCUUCCACCUCUUUGGUCCAAAUGUUCACUCGGGAAAGGGGAAACUGAGCCUGAAGGGGUGGAGCAAGAGCUCAGAAGUGCAUGUCUUGCAGCCACCGCGCGGUAGGCGUCUCUGCUUUUCCGUCUCUCCCUGGCCUGGCCAGGUCGCUUGCAGAUUCUUGGGCCUUGCCCUUCCUGUCUGUGAAAUGGACUCCGGGUGAAUCCGAAAGGGAAGAUCUCUGGCUGCGUCCUGGCCCUCUGGGACUACAAGUCCCAAGGUGCUCGAGGCGAUCUCGGCUCCCCCUCCCCUCCGGGACCCGCCUCCCUCCAGCCCGAGUCACGUCGUCUAACCUGUUCCCGGAGCCUGCCCCGCCCCGUCCUCCGCUCCCGGCAGCCGGAGCUGGAGCCGGAGGAAGCCCCCUGGUGCCAGGAUCUGCCCCGGAUCCGCCUCAGUCUGCAGAGCCCUGAAUUCUUCCUGCACCUUUGACUAGGUGGAUCUUCACAAUAGUCCUGCGCCCGCUGCAGCUGGCACCAUGGACAGCGAGGCAUUUCAGAAUGCACGGGACCUUUUGGACCUGAACUUCCAGUGUGAGCUGGGCGCUGGCCAUAAAGCACAUGGAGCACAUGAAGCAGAUGGAGCUGGACACGGCGGCAGCCAAGGUGGACGAGCUGACCAAGCAGCUGGAGUCGCUGUGGUCAGACUCACCGGCACCUCCUGGCCCACAGGCCACAGCCCCUUCUAGGCUGUCCCGGUACAGCUCCAGCCCGGUCCCGGAGCCCAUGGGCAGCCGAGGGUCCCCCCGGAAGGCGGCCACCGACGGCACAGACACCUCAUUCCCACGCUCGGAGAGUGCCCCGGCCCUGCAUCCCUACAGCCCGCUGUCGCCCAAGGGCCGGCCAUCGUCUCCGCGCGCCCCGCUCUACCUGCAGCCCGACGCCUACAGCAGCCUGGAGCGCGCGCCCUCGCCGCGGCCGCGCGCCUUCGACGGCGCGAGCGGCUCCCUCGGGCGCGCGCCCUCCCCGCGGCCAGGCCCGCUCCGCCAGCAGGGUCCCCCCACGCCCUUCGACUUCCUGGGGCGCGCGGGCUCCCCGCGUGGCAGCCCUCUGGCCGAGGGGCCCCAGGCCUUCUUCCCCGAGCGGGGGCCCUCGCCGCGCCCCCCCGCGGCUGCCUACGAGGCGCAGUCCGCCUUCGGGGGUCCCCUGCUGGGCGCGGGCGGAAGCGCCUUUGCCCCGCCCCUGCGCGCGCAAGACGACCUGACGCUGCGCCGGCGGCCCCCCAAAGCCUGGAAUGAGUCUGACCUAGACGUGGCGUACGAGAAGAAGUCUUCGCAGAGCUAUGAACGCCUGGACGUCUUCGCGCGGCCGGCCUCGCCGGGCCUGCAGCUGCUGCCCUGGAGGGAGAGCAGCCUGGACGGGCUGGGAGCCGCCGGCAAGGACAACCUCACCAGCGCCACCCUGCCGCGCAAUUACAAGGUCUCCCCUCUGGCCAACGACAGGCGUUCUGAUGUGGGCAGCUACCGCCGUUCGCUGGGCUCCGCGGGGCCGUCGGGCACUUUGCCCCGCAGCUGGCAGCCCGUCAGCCGCAUCCCCAUGCCUCCUUCCAGCCCCCAGCCCCGCAGCGCCCCGCGCCAGCGCCCCAUCCCCCUCAGCAUGAUAUUCAAGCUGCAGAACGCCUUCUGGGAGCACGGGGCCAGCAGGGCCAUGUUCCCUGGGUCCCCCGUCUUCGCCCGAGCACCCCCGCCUAAGCUGCCUCCCCAGCCGCCCCCCCAGCCCCAGCCCCAGCCCCAGCCGCCCUCCCAGCCACAGCCCCAGCCCCAGCUGCCCCCACAGCCCCAAACCCAACCCCACCCCCAAACCCCUACCCCAGCCCCCCAGCCUCCCCAACAGACAUGGGCCCCUGUGAAUGAAGGCACCCCCAAGCCCCCUGCGGAGCUGGAGCCUGAACCGGAGAUAGAGGGGCUGCUGGCGCCAGUGCUGGAAGCCGGUGACACAGAGGAAGGCACCGUCACCCGGCCCCUCAGCCCCACAAGGCUGCAGCCGGCACUGCCACCUGAGGCGCAGUCGGUGCCCGAGCUGGAGGAGGUGGCACGGGUGCUGGCAGAGAUUCCUCGGCCCCUCAAACGCAGGGGCUCCAUGGAGCAGAGCCCCGCCGUGGCCCUGCCCCCCACCCACAAGAAACAGUACCAGCAGAUCAUCAGCCGCCUCUUCCAUCGCCACGGAGGGCCAGGGCCCGGGGGCCCCGAACCAGAGCUGUGCCCCAUCACGGAGGGGUCCGAGGCCAGGGCAGGGCCCCCUGCUCCUGCCCCGCCAGCCCCCAUCCCAACCCCGGCUCCGCCCCAGAGCAGCCCGCCCGAGCAGCUGCAGAGCGUGGAGAUGCGAUCGGUGCUGCGGAAGGCGGGGUCCCCGCGCAAGGCCCGCCGCGCGCGCCUCAACCCGCUCGUCCUGCUGCUGGACGCCGCCCUGACCGGCGAGCUGGAGGUGGUGCAGCAGGCCGUGAAGGAGAUGAACGAUCCGAGCCAGCCCAACGAGGAGGGCAUCACCGCCCUGCACAACGCCAUCUGCGGCGCCAACUACCCCAUCGUGGACUUCCUCAUCGCCGCGGGCGCCAACGUCAACUCCCCCGACAGCCACGGCUGGACCCCGCUGCACUGCGCAGCGUCGUGCAACGACACGGCCAUCUGCAUGGCGCUGGUGCAGCACGGCGCCGCCAUCUUCGCCACCACGCUCAGCGACGGCGCCACGGCCAUCGAGAAGUGCGACCCCUACCGCGAGGGUUAUGCCGACUGCGCCACCUACCUGGCAGACGUGGAGCAGAGUAUGGGGCUGAUGCACAGCGGGGCGGUGUACGCCCUCUGGGACUACAGCGCCGAGUUCGGGGACGAGCUGUCCUUCCGCGAGGGCGAGUCGGUCACCGUGCUGCGGAGGGACGGGCCCGAGGAGACCGACUGGUGGUGGGCCGCGCUGCACGGCCAGGAGGGCUACGUGCCGCGUAACUACUUCGGGCUCUUCCCCAGGGUGAAGCCGCAGAGGAAUAAAGUCUAGCGGGACAGAAGGACAUUUUGGAGGGAGACUGGAGCAAGCAGCCCUGCCUUGGCUGCAGACCUCCCCCUCCAUUUACCGCUGCCUUUACCUGCGCCCCCCAGCCCUGCAGGGGUGCGGCCCUUACCACCAGUCCUCUGCUCUCCCCGAAGCUCGGGGCAGAAGGAGAACCCCAGCCUUAAGUUUAGGAACCUGCCUUAGCCCUUAGAGGUCCAGGUGGGGCUGGGAACCCCUGGGGCAGGAGACACCCCGUUUUUGCUACAUCAGAUCCCGUCCAAAGUGCCUCCCACUCCUACUGCCACUGCCCCCAGCAAGACAACCCACUGGUGUCCCCACUGGAUUUCCAUGGGAGUCACCUCUGACCCCACUCCUCCCAGCGGCCUUGGGGUACAAAAGGCACCUUGGUCUCUACCAGCAUCCCUGCCCCUCCUCUCCUCAAUGAAGUGCCUUCACACAGCGCUGGUUUUAUGUUUAUAACAAAAUGGGGACAUUUUUCUUUAUAAAUAAAGGUAGUUUGCACAGAAAUGGACUUUUUUCUCUUUUCAUUCC
Molecule: messenger RNA, 4215 nt
Organism: Microcebus murinus (gray mouse lemur)
Lineage: Eukaryota; Metazoa; Chordata; Mammalia; Primates; Cheirogaleidae
Source: RefSeq, a predicted model, not a curated record